AUGCCCAGUCUCUUCUCCCGCGCACGCACCCACUCCACCCCCAAGAAGACCAACACUGCACCCAAUCACGCAGAACGGGACCUCCCACCCCGCCCCACCGCACAGAACCCACCCUACGACGAGUUUGGGCGCGUUAACAGCCGUGCCUCAGCGGGCGGCGGUGCUUCUCCUGGUGGCAUCAACCUCAACCUCGCCGCCCUAUCCUUCUCCCCUGCUGCCAAAAAAGACAAGGCAGAGAGGGAGAGGGCAAAGCUCGUCAGGCCGAGGACCGCCAGUUCGCCUAGGGAGAGGGGCGAGCCCGACCCCCUCGACGUCCUCGCCCAGAUCCCAGACGGCAGCUUCCUCACCCUCAACCUCGACCCUCCCCCGCCCACCUCAGAGCCCCCCUUCGCCCCCUCACACGACUACGGCUACCUCUCCUACGAGCGCCACAUCGUCCUCGGCCUCGACCACCUCUCCCGCCUCGUCGACGUCGUCGCCAGCGACCCCCCCCCCCGCUGUCUCACCACCCCCUUCAUCUUCAGCACCCUCGCCCUCGACAUCUCCUCGGCAGCCAUACAGAGGCUUAUCAAGGCCUUUGUCGAUACCUGUCGCUUUCCUGAGAAUAAGGAGGUCGAGUGGAGGUGGAGGGAGGAGGCCAGGUUUGCGGGGCCGCAUGAGCUGGGGAUGUGUUUGAGGUGGGGGCUCGCGAGGGUGGUGAGGGUGGAGGGUGGACAGGCGGUCAGAGGGCUCAUUGCAUGGGAUCAUUAUAUUUACUUUAGAGAUACAGAAGAAGAACGAAAAUACCCCUCGGCCCAUUUCGCCACCCUCCUUCCCCCUCUCCCCUCCGUCCUCCGCCAAAUCCUGCUCACCCUCUUUAGCCUCCUCAUCCGGUUCACAGCACACAGCUCCUCCUCGGGACACACCCCACCCACCCUCUCCCCCCUCUUCGGCCCGCUCCUGUUCGGCCUCGGCCCCGCCACGCUGGCGUUCCACCAUACGUAUGUGCACUAUCUGCGUGCAGUGAACGCGAUGGAGCAUUUGUUGCUGGCGUUUAUUCGGUGGCAGGACGCGCCGAGGCCAUCGUUGGCGACGAGUGCGGGGCAGGAGGGCUUCUCGACGGGUGUGAGCACGGAUGUGAAGUAUGGCAGUGCGACGUCGCUUGGCGUGCCGACGCGCCUGAAAGACUGGAUUCGCGGCUACCCUGCCAUGCUGCCGUUUGUGCAGGCGGGAGAGAAGGGGAGAGGGGGAAGGGAGAGAGGCCGGUGCCCGAGGAGAGGGGCGAGGACGGUGAGAGUGGUGAGUGUAAGGAGGAAUGUGAGGAUGUAUUCUCCCGAUCUGGUGAAGACGGCGGCGAGUUGGGCGCAGAGGGGGACGGAGAGGGGGUCGGAGAGGGGGCUGGCGGGGUCAAAAGAGUGGGAGCGAAUCGCACCGUCGGUGAUGAAGCUCCCACCUCGCUAUUCAGAGGGCUAUAAGAAACGAAUGCAUUUGGCAACUGGGUUUCACCCCGAUACGGGCCCUGGGAUGUCGAGCGAGCCUUCAACGGCGUCUAGCACCUGCUCAUCGGCGUAUGUCUUUGGCGAAGAGUGUGUGAGUGGCGGGGGAAGGAAGGAAGUGUUUGGGCUGGGCCUCGGAGUCGGCCUCGGCGUGGGGAUGGGGAUGGGAGGGAGGGAAGGGGAAGAUCGGUUUAGGAAUCUGACAGAUUUGAGGUGGGGAGAGUUUGAGUUGAUGGGGUUUGGAGGACUUGGGGCUGAUGAGAAGAAGUUGCAGUUUGAUUUGACGGAGGGGGCGAGGACGGCCCGCGCCGCGAAACGCGCCACCCUCACCUGGAACGACUUCUCCGCGACCGGUUUCACGCGAAGCGACGCCCCGCUCGACGACACCCUCCAAUUCAGCACCCCGCUCGCGCACACCAUCUCCUCCUGGCCCGCCCAAAACGUGCCCAUCACGAAAAAGCUGAAAAAGCCGGACCCUUCGCGCCCCCCGUUUGGGUGGGACACGGACCCGGUAAUGGGGACGGAGGAGGUAAUCGAGGAGGGGUUUUUGGAUAUCGAGUUCAAAUCCCUCCCCGUCAAACCACCCGUCACGCCCCCAGGCACCGAACCGCGCACCUCGACGACGCUCAUCCUCUUUGAAGAAUUCGUCCCGUUCGAGUACCGCCAACAGCUCGUCGCGGGCACGACCAGCAAACGCAAACUGCACUUUCUCUUCUCGCACCCCAUGCUCCUCACGACGAAAUCCAAGCAGUGGAAGCCGGCGGCGACGCUGAACGGGCGGCCGUACGUGGUGGGCCACGUCCCGCGCAGUCCGUCGUAUCGGGAGGUGGAGUUUGAGGGGCUUAUUAGGGGGAAUGGGAGUUCGACGAAGGUGUUGUCGUUGUCGAAGCCGCAGCCGCCGUUGCCGCCUGGGGCGAGGGGCGUGGGCGUUGGGAUGGGCGGACAGGAGGGGUUGGGAGGAGGGGAGAGGCCGGCGACGCCUAGGCCUACCCCACGACCUGCGAUUUCGGCGCCUUUGUAUGUGGGCACGCGAACGGGACCUGCGCCUGUUGCGCAAGGCUCCAAAGGAGAGCAGACGCCGGCGAAGAAGGGGUGUUUAGGGGGUGUUGGAGGGGGAGGGGAGGCGGGAGAGGGAACGUUGGCUAAGAAGUCUCGGUUUCGAUUACCUGUGCCUAGUCCGACGGGGGCGAGGCAGUCCAAGAUGAUGCCUGCGGAGUAUUCGAGUGUGGAUUUUGAGACGCGUUUGGCGGGGUAUAGUGAUGAUGAGUGGAGUGGAGGGAGCGGGGGGAGUGGAAACGCGGGCGGUGCGGGGGGGAAUAGUAAGGAGGGGGAGAAGGAGAAGCAGGAGAGGAGGCUUUCGAAGGACGAUGCCUGGGUCGACAUCUUGGUGGCGACGCAUAAUAGAAGGAUGAAGGGCCAAGAAGUGGAGAUGCGAGGCGGGAGGGCGAGGGGACUCGGCGGCGGGAGGGGGGGCAGGUCUGAUCCUGAGAUAGCCAGUCAAGAAGUGGCUCAGGUGUUGGCGGGGAUUAGGGCGAGGUCGCCGAUGUCGGAUGAGGACGAGGUGGAUCAGACGAUGGAGCCUGUGGAUGAUAUGGCGCCGCCUGUCCCAGCCCGCACGCGCCCGCGCCGUGCCAAUGCCAACGGCGAUGGACUCGAUAGCGGGGCUGCGGUGGAAGAGGGAGAGGGGGGCAGUUUGGACGUGUUGGACGAUCCGGACGUGGAUUCUGUGAUGUCGUAUCCGAGGCGCCGGAUGGGCUAUUUUGAUUUGCACCCGGAGAGACGUCCUGGGAGGCCGCAGAAUGAAGACGGAGACGACGGAGAGGAGGGGGACGAAGCGGGAUACGGCACGCCUGACGCCCUCCCAUCCACGCGUUCUCCAAAAGCGACGUCGUCCGCCCCGGUGAGAAGCUCGAUAGACACGAUGGAGAGCGUGAGCGACUAUGCGCCUACGACGGUGACGCACGAUAUGGAUUUGCUGCCGAUGCCCGAGUUUGCGAAUGGGGAGGAGGGGAGGGAGGAGAAGGAGAGUGGGCAUUCGAGGGCGGAGUCGAUGACGCUGCCCGGUCUUUUGCAUGUUUCGCCGACGCUUGGGGCUGGCGAGGCUAGCGGUGGUGGUGGGAAGGGAGGGGCGCAGGGUAGGACGGCGGCGUUGAUUGAGAUGUAUCGCGAGAAGGAGAGGGAGAAGGAGAAGGGAGGGGUGAUGCCUUCGCGCUUGCCUGUGCGUUCGACGUCGAUGCAGACGAAGGAUAAGUUGCCGCCGCUGCCUCCUGUGACGAAAGACGGAUCGUCCCCACCGCCCCCUCCUCCUCAGCCCGAGUCUGAACCUACACCCGAAGUCGAGGAAACAGCAGAGGCCGGGCAAGAACCUGCCGUCGUCGACCCGCCACCACCUCUCCCGGUCUUGACAGAAACGGGCCGCGAGAGUCCCGGUCGUUACAUACAUGGAGCGCCGCUGCAUAAUGUGUUGGAGGAAGAGGAGGAGGAAUAGGAUGUGUUUGAAAAAGCGGCCAUUGAUACCAUGAUACCUUGUUUUUUGCUCUCGACCGCCCCACCCUCGACCCUCGAGACUGGCCGCUGACGUGUAUGAUAUUAUAUGCUUUUUUUUGCCGCCCGCCUUUUUUUGCUUUGCGUUUUGUGUAUUUCUGAUGGCAUAAUAUCCCCCUCGCACACCCCCCACCAA
Molecule: messenger RNA, 4155 nt
Organism: Serpula lacrymans var. lacrymans S7.9
Lineage: Eukaryota; Fungi; Basidiomycota; Agaricomycetes; Boletales; Serpulaceae
Exons: 5
Coding region: 1-3963 (1320 amino acids)
Source: RefSeq, a predicted model, not a curated record